Bipolaris maydis ATCC 48331 is the source of this 1919-nucleotide messenger RNA. RefSeq names its product Homogentisate 1,2-dioxygenase. Lineage: Eukaryota; Fungi; Ascomycota; Dothideomycetes; Pleosporales; Pleosporaceae. Gene Ontology annotation, biological process: L-phenylalanine catabolic process. Gene Ontology annotation, cellular component: cytoplasm. Gene Ontology annotation, molecular function: homogentisate 1,2-dioxygenase activity. The record is from RefSeq and is a predicted model, not a curated record.
CCAUAGACAACGGAAUCAAAAGCCGUCCAUUGCCGCAUCGUGCAGCGCAGCCAUGACCGAGGCGCAGCUUGAUGCCUCCUUCACUAAUUCCGUGGGGCCGUUGUACAUAGAUUCAAGAAGACCGCAGUGGUAGCGUGCCGCCGGGUCGACGCGUACCCAGUCUCUUACUACUUUCCGACAGAAGCAAAGUUGAGCAAUUGACCCGCCUCUCACGAUGCCGUCUACGCAGUUCGCGUUCAAGGAAAAGUACCGAUACCAGAACGGCUUCAACUCGUACCAUGAGUCCGAAGCAGUAGAGGGCGCCCUCCCCAUCGGCGCAAACUCACCACAAAAGCCCCCCUACGGCCUCUACGCCGAGAAGCUUUCUGGGACCGCCUUCACAGCCCCUAGGCACGAGAACCAGCAAACAUGGCUCUAUCGUAUCUUGCCAUCUUGCGGCCACAGUAAUUUUGAGCCCCGUGAAUCGGCCACAUUCAACACAAACCCCGAGAACAAGCCAUGGGAGCGGAUACACUAUAUCCCAAAUCAGCUCCGAUGGGACCCAUUCGACCUCGACGAGACGGUAGACUGGGUGCACUCUCUGCACCUGGUGGCUGGUGCUGGUGACCCCACAAUGAAGUCGGGAGUCGGAUACUUUAUAUACGCUGCAGGAAAGGAUAUGGAGGCCAAUGAAGCAUUCUACUCGGCUGAUGGUGAUUUCCUAAUCGUCGCCCAGCACGGUGUGCUUGAUAUUCAGACUGAGCUGGGCCGUCUUAUUGUACGGCCCAACGAGAUCUGCGUCAUACCGCGUGGUAUUCGAUACCGCGUCACGCUUCCUCAAGGCCCUGUGCGGGGAUAUAUCCUAGAGCUGUAUCAGGGACACUUCACCCUCCCCGAGCUUGGGCCCAUAGGCUCCAAUUGCCUUGCGAACGCGCGAGAUUUCCAGGCACCAGUGGCCGACUUUGACGAAGACACGGAGACAGAGUGGCAAAUCCUCGCAAAGUUUGCUGGCCACCUCUAUGCUGCAAAGCAAAAGCAUACGCCAUUCGAUGUGGUGGCAUGGCAUGGCCUUUACUAUCCAUACAAGUACGACCUCGGUCGCUUCAGCACAAUAGGGAGCAUUUCAUACGAUCACCCAGAUCCAUCCAUCUUCACUGUUCUCACCGCGCCCUCGGACCAUGCAGGAACCGCAGUUGCGGACUUUGUAAUCUUCCCGCCUCGGUGGUUGGUUGCUGAAAAUACGUUCCGACCGCCAUGGUACCACCGAAACACCAUGUCGGAGUUUAUGGGCCUUAUUGGCGGCCAGUACGAUGCCAAGACUGGAGGAGGCUUCCAGCCAGCGGGCGCAUCUCUACAUAAUGUCAUGUCGGGCCAUGGCCCUGACGCUGCUACUCACGAGAAAGCAUCCAAUGUUGAGCUGCAGCCGAAUAAAGUCGGCGAGGGUAGCAUGGCGUUUAUGUUCGAGAGCUGCUUGAUGAUCGGCGUAACAGACUGGGGCCUAAAAAAGUGCCGAAAGAUCCAGGAAGGCUACAACGCCGAAAGUUGGGAGCCGCUCAAGCCGCACUUCAAAAGGCCUGGCAAGAAGAUUGACAAUGGCGUCUCGCCGCUGGCGGCAGGAUCAGAGGGCGACAAGGGACAAGUGCCUCACUACACGUGAGGAGAACGAGUGGCUGGUUGUACCUGUAGCAACAAAAUGGAGAGUCCUGAUGGAUCUCCUACCGAAUUUAGUACAGCAGUGUCGGUGAGAUUCGGUCCUAGUGAGGAUGCGUACUGCAUUAGUUUAGAGCAUGGCGCGUCGGCGGUGUUGGACCAAGUGGGCGCGGUUUCAUGCCCCGCAGCAAACAGAGUGCAGCUUGCCCGCGCGCGCUGCUCGGAGUUUAUGAAGACAUUUUGUUCAUGGAUAGGGCGUUUAGAUACUGAAUUGACAUGAUUCAUGUGCG